Messenger RNA from Phytophthora nicotianae INRA-310, 5745 nucleotides. RefSeq lists its product as hypothetical. Lineage: Eukaryota; Oomycota; Peronosporomycetes; Peronosporales; Peronosporaceae. The transcript is spliced from 4 exons. The record is from RefSeq and is a predicted model, not a curated record. Gene Ontology annotation, molecular function: ATP binding; DNA topoisomerase type II (double strand cut, ATP-hydrolyzing) activity; DNA binding. The coding region runs from base 110 to 4690 and encodes 1526 amino acids. Gene Ontology annotation, biological process: resolution of meiotic recombination intermediates; sister chromatid segregation; DNA topological change. Gene Ontology annotation, cellular component: nucleus.
UCUCUCUCUCUCUCUCUGCUCUUAUGCCUCAUUCAUCCAAAUCCACCUCAAUAUCCGUGAUGACUCACAAAACAUUCUUUCCUUUCCUUUUAUUUUCCUUUAGGUUGUGAUGAUAACACCCAGUAAACCAAAGAAAAAACCUGCCGCACCUCGUAAGAAGAAAACGACCGGAGCAGCGGGUAAAUGCACGGCCAAGAAGACGCAAGUUAAGAAGACGAAGGCGCCGGCAAAGAAGAAGAAGAGCGACACGUGGGACAGCGACGCCUCAGACGCGAGCGAGAGCUCUGCGUACGAUGUAGACGAUAGUGGGGAUGAAGCUAUGCCAUCUGCCAGCGCAGAAGACGACAAGGGCACGCCCAAGCAGAGUAUCGAGCAGAUUUACCAAAAGAAGACCCAACUGGAGCACAUUUUACUGCGUCCUGACACGUACGUGGGCUCUAUCGAGCACGUAGAACAGAGCAUGUGGGUGUUUGACGACGAGAAGAAGAGGAUGGUCAUGAAGAAGAUCAACUACGUGCCUGGACUGUACAAGAUCUUUGACGAGAUCAUCGUCAACGCGUGCGACAACAAGCAGCGCGACAAGUCCAUGAACACGCUGAAGGUGACUAUCGACGUGGAGAACAACGAGAUCUCCGUGUGGAACAAUGGCAAAGGAAUCCCCAUUGUUCUCCAUAAAGAACACAAGGUCUAUGUGCCCGAGCUGAUCUUCGGUCACUUACUGACGGGCAGUAACUUUGACGACAAGAAGAAGAAAACCACGGGUGGGCGCAACGGAUAUGGCGCCAAGCUCGCGAAUAUUUUCUCCAACGAGUUUGUCGUCGAGACUGCAGACUCAAGCACGAAACAGCGAUACAAGCAGGUGUUCGAGAACAAUAUGGGCAAGAAGAACCCGCCCUCGAUCACGAAGUGGGCGCAGAAGGACUUCACGUGCAUCUCGUUCAAGCCGGAUCUGGAGCGCUUCAAGCUGGACUUCCUCAACGACGACAUCGUCUCGCUGUUCAAGAAACGUGUGUAUGACGUUGCUGGUGUUUCCGGUAAAGGAUUGAAUGUGUUCUUGAAUGGAGAGAAGAUCCCUAUCAAGUCGUUCCCGCAGUACGUCGCGUUAUACCCAGGUCCUCGUGGAUAUGAAGCUGAGAAGGAGGAUGAGGACCCGGAAGAGAACGGUGACGACGACGAAGACUAUACGGAGGAAAAGUCCAAGAAGGCAAAGGCUGCCAAGGCCAAGCCGUCGAACGUCACCAAGAAUGGCGUGAUCUUUGAAAAACCCGACGAGCGCUGGCAGGUUGGCGUUGGCAUGAGUGAAGAUGGCUUCCAACAAGUGAGCUUCGUCAAUGGCAUUUGCACCACAAAAGGAGGACAGCAUGUUUCCUACAUCGUGGACCAGAUCACUUCCAAACUCGUUAGCGUAUUGAAGAAGAAGAACAAGGGCGAGGCCGUCAAGCCCAACUACAUUAAGAACCACAUGUUCGUCUACGUGAGCGCGCUGAUCGAUAACCCAGCCUUCGACUCUCAGACUAAAGAAACGCUGACCACAAGAGCCAACAGCUUUGGGUCAACGUUUAACCUCAGUGACAAGUUCUUGAAGCAGCUUGAGAAGAGUGGUCUGGUGGAGAAGAUUCUGUCGUUCGCUGCGUUCAAGCAGACUGCAGAGCUGCGACGCAAGGGUGGCAGUAGUGGCAAGCGCUCACGUCUCACUGGUAUCCCCAAACUGGACGAUGCCAACCACGCUGGUACCGCGAAGAGCAAGGACUGCACUCUGAUCCUUACGGAGGGAGAUUCCGCCAAGACGGUUGCCGUGGGCGGUCUCGCUGUUGUUGGCAGAGAUUACUAUGGUGUCUUCCCGUUGAGAGGUAAGAUGCUCAACGUUCGUGAAGCCAGCCACUCACAGAUCCUGAAGAACGACGAGAUCCAGAAUGUGGUCAAGAUUCUUGGUCUCAAGUACGGCCAGAAGUACGAGUCUACCAAGGGCUUGCGUUAUGGCCACUUGAUGAUCAUGGCAGAUCAGGAUCACGAUGGUAGUCACAUCAAGGGUCUGGUGAUCAACCUCAUUCACCACUUCUGGCCGUCACUGCUGCAUGUGGACGGCUUUCUGCAGGAGUUUAUUACUCCGAUUGUGAAGUGCACUAAGGGCCGGACAAAGGAGGUGUUUUACACGAUGCCAGAGUACGAGGCUUGGCGGGAGAGAACCAACCAGGGACGUGGCUGGGUCAUCAAGUACUAUAAGGGUCUGGGUACGAGUACGGCCGCAGAAACCAAGGAGUACUUCUCUGACUUGCAGACGCACCAGAUUGGCUUCACGUACGACGGAGAUGGAGAUGCUGACGUCAUCGACAUGGCAUUCUCCAAGAAGCGUGUAGAGGACCGAAAGGAAUGGCUGCGAGGCUAUGAGCCUGGCACUUAUGUGGACUAUGAUGUCGAUGAGAUGGGCUACACCGAGUUCGUGAACAAGGAGCUCAUCCUUUUCUCCAUGGCAGAUAACAUCCGUUCCAUUCCUAGCGCCAUGGAUGGAUUCAAGCCGUCUCAGCGUAAAGUGCUGUUCUGCUGCUUCAAGCGUAAUCUUCGGUCGGAGCUCAAGGUGGCACAGUUGGCUGGCUACGUGUCUGAGCACUCUGCCUACCAUCACGGUGAGCAAAGUCUACAGGGCUGUAUCGUGAAUAUGGCGCAGGACUUCGUUGGCAGCAACAACAUCCACCUACUGUCCCCGAUUGGUCAGUUCGGUACGCGUCUGAUGGGUGGUAAAGACUCGGCCAGUGCUCGUUAUAUUUUCACCAACCUAGAGCAGCUUACUCGCCGUAUCUACGAUCCUUUGGACAACGAUUGUCUGAAGUAUCUGAAUGAAGACGGCCAGUCCAUCGAGCCGGAAUGGUACAUCCCAAUUAUCCCCAUGGUGCUCGUGAACGGCAGUGACGGUAUCGGAACGGGUUGGUCCAGCUCAGUUCCCAACUACAACCCACUGGAUAUCAUCAAGAGUCUGCGUCAGAUGAUCAACGGAGAGGAAGUUUCUCCUCUUACCCCAUGGUAUCGUGGAUUCACAGGUCAUAUUGUCGAGAAGACCAACUCGCGCGGAACUGAUACCGGCAACUACAUUGUCCAGGGUCUGUACGACGUUACGGACGACAGUACGCUCGUGAUCUCGGAACUACCCGUGAAGACGUGGACUCAGACGUACAAGCAGUACUUGGAGGGACUGCUGGACGCUGGUACAAUCAAGGACUUCAAGGAAAACCACACCGAUGUCAAGGUGCUGUUCACGAUCACAAUGGAGCCCAAGGCGCUGAGUGACAUUACGAAGGCUCCGGGCGGAAUUGUGAAGAAAUUCAAGCUCGAAUCGUCUCUGUCUACCUCCAACAUGCAUCUGUUUGACGCUGCGGGACACAUCAAGAAGUAUGACAACCCCAAGGAUAUAAUGGAGGAGUUUUACGGCAUUCGUUUGGAGUACUACGAGCGCAGGAAGAAGUCUAUGCUGCAGAAGCUGCAGGACCAGAUCAAGCUCCUGUCCAACAAGGCCCGCUUCGUUCUCGCUGUCGUUGAAGGCAAGCUGAUUGUGAACAACCGCAAGAAGCAGGAGCUGCUGGAAGAAUUGAUUGCGGAAGGUUAUGAUCAGAUUGUACCGAAGACGAAGAAGAAGACUGACAGUGAGGAUUCGAACGAGUCUGAAGACGAGGAACCUAGUGUGGCAGACGCUAGCCGAGGUUACGACUAUCUGCUGUUGAUGAAGAUCUGGAGCUUGACGAAGGAACGCGUUGACAAGCUGCGUGCAGAGCUCCAGGAACGCGAGCAAGAGUACACUGUUCUAGAAGGAAGAACCGUGCAAGAUCUGUGGCUCACUGACUUGGAUGCCCUCGAGAAAAUGAUCGUCGAGACCGAGACAGAGCGCGAGAGGAUCUUGUCACACACUCCUAAGAAGAAAGCAGGUAAGGGCAAAAGGCCCGCCAAGAAGAGAAAGCGAAAGAACGACAGCGACGAUGACGAUGGUGACGACUCCGACUUCGAAGUUUCAGGCACGAAGGCGGCGCGUAAAAAGCCGAAGACUCAAGUCAAGCGGCCUGUCAAGAAGGAACCUGCUACCAGCAAGACGAACGGCAAUAAGGCGGGCCCCAUCACGUCAUUCUUCAAGCCCAAGGAGCCACCUGCUGCCAAGGAGGAAAGCGAAGAGGAAGUAGAGGAGCUGUCGUUGGCAGAGCGACUUGCUCGAAGGUUCAAGGUUUCUCCCCAGAAGGUGGCUGCUGCCUCUACCUCUACCUCUGCUCCAAAGGCAAAGCGUACGAUCAAGCCAGCUGCAACAAUUGAUCUGGCGAGCUCUGACGACGAGAAGUCUGAUGUCAAGGACGAUGAAGAUGACGUGUUUGCCAUGGGGUCAGAUGAUGCCGGAAACAAAGCAGCGAAGCCGAAGGCCCCUGCACGAAAGACAGUUCCGAAGAAGGCAGCGCCUAAGAAACCCGCACCGGCGAAGAAGGCCACGCCCGCUAAGAAACCCAAGAAAUCGGCUCUGGAGGAAGACAGCGAAGACGAAGCCAGUGACGACGGCGCUGACCCCUCUCCAGUAGCACCUCGUCCACAGCGUGAACGCCGCACGCAAAAGCGCAUCGUCUACGAAGAAAUCUCAAGCGAUGAAGACAACGAGGACAAGAAUGACGAGGAAGAGAGUUUCGCCUUGGAGGACGACGCUGAUGACAGUGAUUUCGAGUAAUUUGUGAUAGUAUCCCGUGCCUGCAGCAUUACAGGACUAAAAAGAAAACAACAAACUGACCAGAGCGUGGUCGUGGACACGGUCGACAGCUAGGGAGACGACGUGCCAACUCGUAAUUCAUUAAUUCAUGGUAUUCUAUUGCAGGCAGGUCCAGUUACGGCAGCUCUUCAAUCUGCGUCCAGACUCUUCGAAGUUUCGUUGCAAACCUGUCGAGUUUCUGGUGCCACAGCGUAAAUGGACUGGGAUCUAAGUGCACGGCAAGAGCGACGAUGGCAGCAGCGAACUCGUCGAACUCGAGCUGCAACGUGUCGUCGUUGUCGAGAGCCAUAACAGAGGAGAAGACGUGCUGCGCAUCUGCCAGAGCCACUUUGUUACCGCACGAAGCUUCAGAGGCAUCGAGCAGAUCGAAGGCAGUCAAGAAGGUCUGGAACUCGCCGAAGCUCAUGGAACUUCUCUUGGUCUUUUCCAGUUGGAAGUCGGCGCCUGGAUCGGUCUGCAAGAGAGAAGCGUUGACUUCAACCGCGACACUUUCAGACUCUUUAGCUUGAGCGUUUUCGUUGACUUUCCCCCCGUUUUCUUGUAGUUGACGAAUGAGCGCCUGCUCUUCCAGUGCUGCACGUUCGUCCUCGGCAACUUCGUCUUGUUUUGCGUAAAAGAAGAAUAUUGUGCGUAGGAACGAGCGGUGUUCGAGGAGUGCGCGACCUACAAGAGGACAGCUCAGCUUGGCAGCGAAGUUGCGUUCUACUAGAGCAUUGACGCUCGCAAAGGCGCGUGGAGCGAGGACCUUGCGACAAAAUUGAGCCAUGAUACGUCCUGGACUGUCCGCCAGCUCUGCUUCUAGUAAAACCUCUUUGUUAUCGUCUGGAGGCUUCAUUAUUGUUGUAGUUUUCAUUCGCUUGCGAGCUAGUGCAGCACGGUGCCUUUCAAUCGCAAUCAACACGAACAGCUCCGAGAACUGCGUCUUCCCCACGCCAAUUUCUUGAUCUAGUGAUAUUUCCGUCGUGCUGACAGAAGCUUUCACCACGCUCUUAAAGAGAGCUUGUAGCCUUAUCAAG